ACGUGUUCUAACCAGUUGUAUAUAACCUAAAUAUUUAUCCAAGCAAAAUAGAGCAGCAAUCAGUCUCAUUGUCCCUGAUUGCACCCCUCCCCCCAAAUAACUUGGACCAUCAACUCCUGAAAGACAAUUGUCAACGCUUCAAGGACAUCCCAAAGUCAUCCCAGGAGAUGACAAUACAAUGUAAUCACCAGGAGACAUUACAGCAUCAACCACUGGUAUAUCUGAACAGUUUUGAGCCCUGCUCGAAUUCAUUACAAAAUCUAGCGCAAAAAGGAAAUUAUUUUUCCCUCGCUCUCUGUUUUUUAUUUUCAGAAAUAAAAAUAUUAAAAAAAUUGUUUUGAGGGCAACACUGAAUUGUCCCUCAGAUCAGAUCAGGCACCGAAAUAUGAGCGACUGAAAGUGGGAGAGAAUAGAUUAUUGUCGGAGUUUUAUUUGAUUCUGAAUGGGUGAUGAUGAAUUUACUCAAUGAAUCGGUGAUUAUUGUCGAUUCGCCGGAGGUCACGGGGACGAUGGCGAGAAAAAGGAGGCCUGGGGCGAAGAAACCCGUGACGAGGUCGGACACCCUGAAAAAGCGCUCCCCUGGGGGAAAGGAGGGGAGGAGUCCCUUGAGAACGGUCUACGAGAGCUUGACCCGGAAAGUCACUGGAUCUUGUGAUGUCAUUCCAAUCACCGUGAAGAGGAAACGAGAUCUGAGCAACAGUCAGUUGACCCCAAAGCUCAAAAAAAAAUGUCGAAAAUCCGAGGUCUCAGAGAACCUCAGAGGUGAUGAGUCUGUCAUCGUCCUCAGCGAUGACGACGACAUUCAGACCCUGCCAGUUGCUCCAGGUCCAUCAGACAUGAUUCCCCUGGUGGAACCCCCUGCCGGGAGCCCUAAGACCUCAGCCACAUCCAAGCCCCCCAACCCCAAGAAGACACCAAAGCGACUGUCGAAGAAGCAGCGGCAGAUACAGAGAAAGGAAAAGCCCCGAAAAAAUGGGGCGGAAAAAAGCCAGGAGAGGAAUGAUGACGUCGAACUGGAGAUCGUCUGGUCCUCUGAAGCCGUCCCCGAGGACUCGCCGAGACCAGCGGAAGAUAAUCCUCCGAUCAAUGAAACGACAGAAAAUCCCGGGGGGAAUGACAGUUUUUUCGUUGAUGUCGCUGGAGAUACGUCCUUACUGCUCAUUGAUUCUCUGGGCCUUGACAAUAGUCAUCCUGAUGAGAAAUUCAAGGUGAAUAAGAAGCAGAAGAAGACGAAGAAGAAGAAAGAGGAGCAACCGGAGAAGCUCAGGGAAAUUAUCAUUGAUGGAUGCAACGUUGCCAUGGCACACGCCAAUUCCAAUGGAUUCUCCGAACAAGGACUGAAAAUUGUGCUGGACUAUUUUCUUGAAAGGGGUCACAAGGUCACGAUUUUCAUACCUCAGCACAAGCGCUGUAAAGAUCGACAGUUGAUUGAGAAAUGGAACAGGGAAGGCAUUGUUGUUUUUACACCUAGUAGGAAAGUUGCGAAUAAGUUUAUCACACCGUAUGACGACAGGUACAUUCUUGAAUACGCUACCAAGUGCCAAGGAAUCGUAAUAUCAUCAGAUCAAUUUCGUGACUUGUGGACGGAGAAGCCGGAGUGGAGAGAAACUAUCGAGAAACGAUUAUUGGCACCAACAUUCGUCGGUGAUUACCUCAUGUUCCCUGAUGAUCCACUAGGCAAAUUUGGGCCCAGACUCAAUACCUUUCUCAAAUUUUAAUCAGGAGACAAAACUACUUUUUUGUACAUAAUAAUAUCCUUUUUAUUGUCCUAUAAAAUCGUUACCUUACACUUUCGUGAUGUAUUUCAAUAUAAAUAUGAUAAUACACAAGAGGAUAUAUUUUUUCCUCUCAAACAAGGGGAAAAGGAUUAAUUAUUGAGAGAGAGAAAGAAUUGACAAAUUCUUAUGUGUACAUAACCUCACUUUAUUUCAUUUAAUCGGUUUGCCGUGCAUUUACAUUUCGUAUGAACAGGCUAUAAAACAUAAAGUAAAUAAAGUGUUUUUUUUGUUUCUUUCCACUGAAAAUAAAUAAAUUAUAAGAAAUACA
Diachasma alloeum is the source of this 2046-nucleotide messenger RNA. Its product is annotated as endoribonuclease rege-1. The record is from RefSeq and is a predicted model, not a curated record. NCBI's taxonomy places the organism in Eukaryota, Metazoa, Arthropoda, Insecta, Hymenoptera, Braconidae. The transcript has 4 exons. Gene Ontology annotation, molecular function: RNA endonuclease activity; mRNA binding. Gene Ontology annotation, cellular component: cytoplasmic ribonucleoprotein granule; nucleus. Bases 450 to 1718 code for a protein of 422 amino acids.